Molecule: messenger RNA, 1362 nt
Organism: Aspergillus pseudotamarii
Lineage: Eukaryota; Fungi; Ascomycota; Eurotiomycetes; Eurotiales; Aspergillaceae
Product: fungal specific transcription factor domain-containing protein
Exons: 2
Coding region: 1-1362 (453 amino acids)
Biological process (GO): DNA-templated transcription
Molecular function (GO): zinc ion binding; DNA binding
Source: RefSeq, a predicted model, not a curated record
AUGUCGGCGGCAGAGUGUCGUGAGGAGUUUGAUGAGGACAAAGCCGUACUACUAACGCGGUAUAUCUGCGGCAGAAAGGACGAGAGUGGACCCAACGUAUGCACGCUUAUAGGCGUUGCCAUUGGAACUGCCAUGAAGAUUGGUCUCCAUUACGAUGGAGCUAGUCUAGGUCUAUCUCCUUUCGAGGUGGAAAUGCGUCGCCGGCUCUGGUGGCAGAUCUGCACUUUGGAUGUCCGGACAGCAGAGGACCAUGGCUCUGAACCAACGAUCCCCGAAUCAGCCUUCAAUACCAAAUUGCCGUUGAACAUCAACGACACCACCCUGGAACCCAACAUGAGCGAACUGCAUCAAGGUCAAUCUGGAAGAACCGAGAUGACCUUUACGCUGGUCCGGCUUGAAGGGAGCCAUUUUGCGCGAAGAGUGGCAUUUUCAGACAAAUUCUGCCGCAUUAACUCAUACCCAGUCUUGAGCGAGGCGCAGAAGUGUGAGGCAAUAGAGCAAUUCAAGGAGCGUAUAGAGAAACAGUAUUUGUCGUAUUGCGACAAAGAAGUUCCACUUGACUUUAUCACCACUGCCUCCACUCGUCUGAUCUUGGUGAAAUUAAAAUUGUCAGUAUGCAGGCUACGGAGGGAUCAAACUCCGGGCAUGCGUAUGCAAACAAAUUACCGGAGGACUUGCGAGGAAGUCCUACAGUACGCCCAAACGCCCCGAAAUUACGAGAAAGGCAACAGAUGGCUCUGGCUUUUUCAGACCUAUGUCGAAUGGGAUUCACUGGCUUAUCUCCUGCUCCAUCGCUGUAUUGCACCUCCAGAGGAGCAGUCUGAUGCGGUGUGGAAAACUGUCGACGAGAUCUACCGCCACUGGAAAAGUGAAUCAGAUAACUAUCGUGAUCGCCGCUGGAGACUUAUUGAGAAACUUCGAUUCCAAGCUUUCACCGCACGAGGUAGAAGGCAGACAAUCCCUCAAUUGCCACGAGCGACGCAACCGGAUCAUAUCACAACACCUGAACGGUUUGAUCUUGGGCCUGCGAUCAGACUAUACAAUAUCUCGUCCACCAGAGCCCAGCGGACAACAAAUACCGGGGCUAACCAGCCAUCUAACGUGGAAGCUGCUGCUCACGCACCCUUACCACCUGUGACAGGGUUUCGGACAGCAGAGUCCAAUCCUAGCACUGAACAGCCCUUCCCUAUGGGGACUCACGUCAACGCGACAAUUCAACCCGUAGAAGAGGCAAUCUCGAGUGCUGCUGAAUUGCCGAGUGGGGGUACUGGCUGCGAGUGGAGUGCAGCCCUAUUUGGAACGUUUUGGGAUCUCACCGGAUCUGGACAAGGUGCCUCUGCAUCAUGGCUUGGUGAUGUCUAG